AUCUCUCCUAAGACAUAUCUAUGCUCCUAAGUAACUAUCAAAACGUUGUCAGAAAUAUUCUUUCCUUAUUUUCUAGUUAUCCUAGUUAUUAUAAUUUGCCAGGAAUAUAAAAAAUAAGUGAACCUUGCCGUAAUAAGCAAAAGUAAACUAUACUUUUAACAUUUACUACUACAAAAAUGGCCGAUAAGUUCGAUAAGGAUUCACCAGACCCAUUGGUCAUGGAACGUGGCAAGUGUUUAGAAAAAAACAGCAAAGUACAAAAGAUGGCAGGUGUACUACAAGCAUGUGAGCAACGGGUGACAUCAAAAUCCUAUACAGCGGAGACAUGCAGCCAGGAGGUCGUUGAUUUGAUGGAGGCACUCGACCACUGCGUUGGCAGCAAGGCUUUCGUAAAGAUGGCUUGAUUUAAAAUAUAGACGUAAUAAUUCUGGUUUAAGACUUUUAUUAGUUCCAUAAAGGAAUUUCCACUUAUAUGAAACUUACAGGCUAUGGUUACAGAGUUCAAAAUUACAUUUUAGAGCGCACAAUUAUUAUAGAUGUGUUAGUAGACAAUUAAGAUAUGUUAUUUCAAUUUCUAACUUCUAAUACAUAAUAAUAUUAUAAUAUUACACUAGUGGGUAGAUUUAUACUUAAAUUCUUAAAGUACCAUCGCAACAAAAAAUAUACGAGCGCGCGAGGUCCAAUAGUCAGCGCGAGCCACAGCUGAGCUGACUGAGCUGACUCAC
Maniola jurtina (meadow brown) is the source of this 725-nucleotide messenger RNA. RefSeq names its product cytochrome b-c1 complex subunit 6, mitochondrial-like. Bases 177 to 404 code for a protein of 75 amino acids. NCBI's taxonomy places the organism in Eukaryota, Metazoa, Arthropoda, Insecta, Lepidoptera, Nymphalidae. The transcript is spliced from 3 exons. The record is from RefSeq and is a predicted model, not a curated record.